AUGCCAUAUUUAGGUGGUGGCGGCUCCGAGGACGACGAGUCCCUCCUCUGGGAUCUCGUUUUUCAACCCCCGCAGCGUGUCGCAGUUUGGCCUUACGCUAUGCCACCGUCCAAGAUACCAGACACGAUGCGCUGGAUUAAGAGGGCCCUCUCUAAACGCGGCGACUUCGAGGUUGAGAUCGGAGAAACUGCACCAGAUUUUGGGUUGGCUCGUGCCGACGUCCUGGCUAUCCCGGGAGGCAAUACCUUUGACCUGCUUGCUUGGGUGCAGCAGAACGACCUGGAGCAAUCUGUUAAGGACUUCCUCGCACGUGGAGGCAAGGUUUACGGGGGAAGUGCCGGUGCCAUUCUGCUGGGAGCUGACAUUGCCAUUUGCGACGUUGAAACAGGAGGGCUGGACGUGAAUAAGAUAGGACUAAAGGAUACGAGAAGCCUGAACCUGCUUAGCGGCGCGGUGGUGUUUCCUCACUACGAUCCGGUGGACGCUGCUUAUGUUUUUACUUGCCAGAAGUGGGCAGAUGAGAAUCAUGUCGUCGUCGUCGCCAUUCCAGAGAAGAGCGGUGUCGCGGUUGAUGGUGAGACGGGGUAUUUGAAUACUGGUCCAGAAGAUGUAGUACUUUUUAAGCCUCAGCAAGAACCCGUUGCGUGUGGCGCUGGCCACCGUUUCCUGCUUUGA
This is a messenger RNA of Truncatella angustata, 675 nucleotides long. Its product is annotated as class I glutamine amidotransferase-like protein. Gene Ontology annotation, molecular function: serine-type peptidase activity. The transcript has a single exon. The record is from RefSeq and is a predicted model, not a curated record. Bases 1 to 675 code for a protein of 224 amino acids. Gene Ontology annotation, biological process: proteolysis. Lineage: Eukaryota; Fungi; Ascomycota; Sordariomycetes; Amphisphaeriales; Sporocadaceae.